Molecule: messenger RNA, 2655 nt
Organism: Colletotrichum spaethianum
Lineage: Eukaryota; Fungi; Ascomycota; Sordariomycetes; Glomerellales; Glomerellaceae
Exons: 3
Coding region: 1-2655 (884 amino acids)
Source: RefSeq, a predicted model, not a curated record
AUGCCGGACUGGUUCAAGAACUUGCUCUGCAAAAGGGUGUUAGUGUCUGCCUCAAGACGAGAUGCAAGGGUGGAGAGGGAGAGGAAAACUUACAGCCAUGAAGAGGAUGAUGACGUUGCUACCGACAAACGCCGCAAAGAUACCAAGGUCCCUCCAGCGGUGACUAAAGUCCAGGCCCAGAGGCUGGUAGAACUCGUCGCCCACCUUGUAUCCGGGCCCGCCGUUGUCGAAGAAGGGCUGCAUGUAGUCGCCGCACGUCUGGCCCUGCGGCGCCGUGAAGGGGUUGAACUCGGACUUGGUGCAGGCGACCUUGAGAUCGUGCAGCGCCGUGACGACCAUGCCGCCGAUGAGGCGCGUGAAGGGGUCGAGCUGGUAGAGCCAGGCGCGCCAGAAGCCGGGCAUCUGCGGGGCGGGGAUAGUGACACCGCAGAAGAGGGCAAAGGUGAUCAUGAUGAAGGGAUCGAACUGCGACGAGAUGAAGGGGCUGGGCGUCAGGGAGGCGAGAGCCUGUCCGAGGGAGACGGAGAAGAGCUCGGUGAUGAGGACCAUGAAGAACUGGUAGCCCGCGCGGGACGAGUCGGACUGGAAGCCCGGCAUGUAGUACAGGGGCAGGAAGAAGGCGACGGCGCACAUGAUGGAGUACGGCAGCUCGGCGAUGGUGAUGGCGGCGGCAAAGGUCAGCGGGUUGUACAUCUUGGACGACGCCUCGCGGAAGAAGAGGGCGCGCUUGAUGUGGAACAUGACCUCGACCUGGCUGAUGAUGAGGGCCGGCAGGACGGUGACCUGGAACAUGACGAAGACCUUGUACUGCAGCGAGCUGCGGCUCCCGUCGAGGUUGAGGUAGGUGAGACCGGUGAUGAGGGCGACAACGACGUGGUUAAAGAGACGGGUGAAGAGGUAGUUGGGGCUGCGCCAGAAGCUGAGGUUCAUGCGCUUCACGACCACCUUGAGCUGGUGCCACUGCGGGCUAGCGUACUCCUUCUCGAGGUCGUGGUUUGUGGUUCGGCCCGCGGCGAUGCGCUGCUCCUUCAGCUGGCUGAUGGUGUCCUUGACGUUGGCAAGUUCGGCGCUGUCGUCCCAAAUGUCGGCCCAGUCCUUGUUUCCGACGCGGGGCGCGGAGCCGGCGCCGAUGGCCUCGAGCAUGUACUCGGCGACGUUGUCGGUGGGCUUAGCGACGGCGCCGUGGCGCUUCAGGUAGUCGCGCAGGACGACGGCGUCCUGGCCAAUGUCGCCAAAGUAGACGGUGCGUCCACCCCUCUGGAGCAGCAGGAGACGGUCAAAGUUCUCAAACAGGGCGGCGUUGGGCUGGUGGAUCGUGCAGAGAAUGGCCUGUCCGGCGGCGGCCAGCUUCCUAAGGAAGCGCACAAUGUUGAAGGCGCUCUGGCUGUCCAGACCGGAGGUGGGCUCGUCGAGGAAGAGGAGGAGCUCGGGCUUGGCGGCCAGCUCGACACCAAUGGUGACACGCUUGCGCUGCUCGACCGUCAGGCCGAACUCGGGCGAUCCAAUAAUGCAGUCGGCAAUGUGCUCCAUCUCAAGCAGGGCGAUGAUCUCCUCGACGUACGAGAAUCGCUCAGGGAUAGGGGUCUCGUAGGGCUGGCGGAGGAGGGCGGAGAAUCGGAGGGCCUCGCGGACGGUCUGGGUCGGGUCAUGAAGAUCGAGCUGCUCGGCGUACGAGGUGCUUCGCUGGAACUGCUUUCCGGGCUUGAUGCCGUCAACGAGGACAUCACCGUGGAUAACACCAAUGUUCUUGCGGGCCGCAAGCACGUCGAGAAGGGUGGUCUUGCCUGCACCGGAAGCGCCCAUCAAUGCUGUGAGCUGGCCGGGCUUGACGUAUCCAAAGACGUUGUUGAGGAGACGACGGGUUCCACCAGGAACGGGGACAUCGUAGUUGAGGUUCUCCCAGGUCAGGACGGCUUCCGACUUGAUGCUGAGGUCGGAACCCUCCUGCUUGUCGCCGCGGCGCUUGCCUGCUCGCUUCUCGAUGAGAGCCUCGUUGAGCCUCUUGCGCUCCUCGUUGGGCUUCUGGUAGACCUUGGCCGAGUUACCGUUGUUGCCGAAGUUGAUGAGUUCUCCGAGAGUGACGUUCAUGAUGAGGAAGAAGACGAUGAGGGCGAAGAUGAUGCCCCAGUUGCGCCACAGGUCGCCCUUGAAGUAGUUGAACCCAGCUGCAAUGUAGGCCGAGCCGUCGACGAGGGUGGUUCCGGGCUGGGAGCCCGCAAGGGUGCAAACCUGGUGGUUGAUGUCGCCGUAGCCGGGGCCCGAGGGGAUGAGCGAGUCGUCAGUGCAGGUGAGCUUGAGGCGGCUAAACUCGUUCUCCAUCAUGGCGCUGAAGGCGAGACCAAGCGCGUUGACCCAGUAGAUCCAUCGAAUCCACUUGUGCUCAGACUGGUACUGAAUGAGGUAGCCAGAUGUGACAACGAAGAAAGUGAUCAAAACGACAGCGAACUUGAUGGCGUAGUCGAAGUCGGGACUGAUACAACCGAUGAUACGGAAGAACAGGGUCAUGGCGAUGUUUCCGGACAAGAUCAUGAGGUAAAACGUAAAGAAAGCCCCCGCCUCGCGGACGAGACCCGACAUGAAGUAGACAAUGAUCGAGAAGACCAAGAUCUGAGUCGCAGCAAAGGCCUGAUCGACGAUGAUCUGGGCAAUCCAUAG